This is a messenger RNA of Apus apus (common swift), 8816 nucleotides long. RefSeq names its product GRIP and coiled-coil domain containing 2 (gene GCC2). The record is from RefSeq and is a predicted model, not a curated record. Bases 8 to 5185 code for a protein of 1725 amino acids. The transcript has 23 exons. Gene Ontology annotation, biological process: late endosome to Golgi transport. Gene Ontology annotation, cellular component: Golgi apparatus. Lineage: Eukaryota; Metazoa; Chordata; Aves; Apodiformes; Apodidae.
UGCGGGGAUGACGGAGCCGGAAGUGGGUCGGGGAGGAUGUAGCGGCGCUGACGGCGGCUGCCGCGCCGCGAUCUCCCCGCCCCCGCAGCCGGCCGGCCCCGCCAUGGAGGUUCAAGAUGCUGGGCAAGAGAUGAUGGCAUCUUCUGUCACACCAGGAACAGGCAAAUCAAAGCUGGACACAUUGCCCAAGGAAGAUCUCAUCAAGUUUGCAAAAAAGCAAGUGAUGCUUAUACAGAAAGUGAAGUCAAGAUGUACAGACCUAGAGAAAGAGAUUGAAGAACUCAAAUCUAAAGCAGCUGCUGGAGGAGCUGAUGAUAUUAUUCAGGCUCUCACAGAGAGACUGGAUGUCGUGCUUCUGGAAAAAGCUGAAAGUCAGCAGCAGUGCAUAGUUCUGAAGAAAGAAAACAUUCAAAGAAAGCAAGAAGCAGAGGCUGCAGUGGCUAAGACAGAAGAAUUGCAGAAGCAACUGGAGCAAUCAGCCAUUGACUCUCUGAAAGAAAUAAAAGCUCUGAAGAGUGAAUUAGCAAAUGCACAAUGCAAACACAAUGAGGACUUAACAAAGCUGAAAACAGAAUUAGAGGAGCAAGUGAAGAAACAAAUGGAGCUGCUGGAACAGAUUGAAUGUCAUAAUGAUAGUCAAAAAGAAGUUAAAAGAUUACAGGAUGAUGUCCAAAGACUUAAAUCUACUUAUGAGGAGCAAAUUUUGUGUCUGAGCAAGCAGUUGGAAACUGUGAAUGAAGACAAAAGCAGAGAAGUGACAAAUCUGCAAGAAACUAUUAAAAGCAACUCCCAGUCUUACCAUAAUGAAAUAAAAAUUCUGAAUGAAGAGCUUAAAAAUUUAAAAAUUUCCUAUCAGGAGGAGGUGUCAGAGUUGAUGCGUCGGAUUGAAAUAUCAUCUAAAGAAAAUGAAGAAAAGCAAAAUCAGAUAAACCAGUUGCAACACAAUUUGGCAGAGGAGAGCUCAAGGAAAGAGAAAGAUGGGAAGGAUGAAAUGUGUGCUGAUAGUGACCAGCGUGAAUAUGACUUGGAGCAGCUGAGAGAAGUCUUGAAUAAAAAUGUAGAAAACAAGAUGGAUUUUGUAGAUAUUCAAGAAGAACCUUGUAUAGAAGCAAAAAUGGAAGAAAAGAUUAGGCAUCUGGAGCGCAGUUUAGAAGAGCUCCAGUCCCAACAUAGUAUAUUAAAAGAUGAGUUAACUUACAUGAGUAAUGUUAAACUAAAACUGGAAGAGGAAAUCCAUCGCAUGAAGGAUGAGUACUUUCAUGAGCGGGAAGACUUGGACUUCAAAAUAAAUGAAUUGCAGCUUACUAAAGAAGAUUACUGUUGUGUAAUUGAAAAACUAAAAUUGGAGCUUCAAGCAGCAAGACAACACUAUGAAACAGCUACAAAAGCGCAUAAGUUAGAGACUCAAAUUCUGAAAGAGCAACAUGAGAAAGAAAUUUCAGAACUAAAUGAAACUUUAUUAUCUGAUUCUGAAAAAGAAAAGAUGGCAUUAGUUUUUGAAAUUCAGGAUCUUAGAGAGCAAGUUGAAAAGCUAACUCAGGAGAAAGAAGAAGCAGUGUCCAAUUACAACAGCCUGAGAGAAACAAUGGAAACUCUACAGACCGAACUAGGGGAAUCUGCUGGAAAGAUCAGCCAGGAGUUGGAAUCAAUGAAACAACAGCAAGCUUCUGAUGUCAGUGAACUGCAACAGAAACUCCGAGCUGCUUUCAAUGAAAAAGAUAUUCUUCUUGAAACUGUGAAUCGCCUCCAGAAAGAAAAGGAAGAAUUGUCAUCUAAUCAGCUAGAGGUAGAAGAACUUAAAUGUAAAAUUGUAAAUCUUCAGGAGGAGAAUAAUGCAAUAACAAGCUCCAUUGGCCAAAAAGAGACUAUUAGGAAGGAACUGGAAGAGAAUAUCAUUGCUCUUACUGAUCAAAACAAGGAUAUUUUAAAUGAAUUAAAAUGCUUGGGUGAAGAGAGAGAAACCCUUCUGGAAAGAUGCUCACAAGAGCAAGAAAAAGUUCAGGAACUUCAGCAAGAAGUAAAUGUUGCUAACCAGUACAAUAGCGAUCUGAAGAAAAAGGUGGAGGAAUUAACAGAGAGACUGAACGAAGCUUUAACUAGGAAGAGUGAAAAUGCUGAAACACUAGAGCAACUGGAAAACCAGGUUGAAUCUCUGGUGCGUGAAAGAGAGAAGCUUUCAUCUGAAGCAUAUACUCUUCGUGAGGAAAAUAAGAAAAUCAUUCAGGAAAAAGGUGAAUUGAGUGAAGAGCUAGAAAAGACAAGAUCUGAAAAAGAUGGUUGGCUUGUCUUGAAAGAGCAGUCUGAAAACUUAGAAAAGAAACUACAAAUUAUGACUGGGGAAAAAGACCAUAUAUCAGCAUUACUUGAAAGUGAACAAGCACACGGAUCCCUUGUAAGAACUCAGCUGUACCACUUACUUGAGCAAAUGGGGUCCAGCGUUUCAGAUUCUAAGGAGGAAGAUGAUUCUCUUCACUUGCUACAAAUUGUAAAUGAAUGCUUGGCAAAAAUGAAAGAAGAGCAGUGUCUUGCUCUACAGAACAAGGAGGAAGUUCUUCAUUUGCAGAAGGAAGUUGAAAGACUAGAGGAAGAAAAUGCAUCCCAGUAUACAGAACAUAGAUCCCUGAUUCAGGAUUUUGAAAAAGAAAGAGGUCUCUUGAGAGAAGAAUUGGAAGGAGUGUUGUCUGAAAAAGAAGCACUGAAGCAGGAUAUCCAGGAGCUGAAGAAUGCCAAUGAAAAAACAAGGAUUGAAAAUCAAGAUCUUUUGUCCAAUAUUGAAGAGGUCACUCAAAAGUUGGCUUUUUAUGAAACCCAAAUACAAGAACAGCAAAAAGGAUCAGAAAAACAAGACGACUUAAAUCUCAUUCUGGAACAAAAGGAAACUGAACUUAGAAAUGUGAAAGACGAACUGAGUUCUCUAAAGAAUUUAAUGGAGACAUUGACUGAGAAAACUGAUCAACAGUCUUCAGUAGCAGAGCUUCAAGAAAAAAUUGGAAGGCUGGAAAAAGAAUCUGCAGAAAAAGGAGAGAAGCUAAAUAAAAUUAAGGUUGUUGCUGUGAAAGCAAAGAAAGAAUUAGAUGCCAGCCGAAAAGAGGUACAGACACUGAGGGAAGAAUUGGAGUUGGUUCGAUCAGAAAAAGAUCAAUUGGCUGCUUCAAUGAAAGAUGUCAUUCAGGGAGCUGAAAGCUACAAGAAUCUUUUGAUGGAAUAUGAUAAGCAAGGAGAACAGCUGGAUUCUGAAAAAGAAAGAGUAAAUAAUCUUGAACGUCAGAUAGACGACCUCACAAGGCAGCUACAGGUGUCAUCCCAGCAGCAUGAUCAGUUACGCUCUGCUAAUGAAGACCUCCUGGCUCGUAUUGAAACGCUGCAACAUAAUGCUAAGCUGCUGGAGGCUCAGAUACUGGAGAUACAAAGAGUCAAGGCAAAGGCUGACAAAGAACUAGAAGCUGAAAAGCUUCUAAAAGAACAGAAAACAAAGGAACAUAGUGGUGCUCUCCGAGAAAUGGAGGAGCUUCAGAUGCAACUUCAGAAGGAAAAGAAACAUCUGCAGAAAACUAUGCAAGAACUAGAGCUAGCCAGAAAGGAUGCUCAGAAGAGUACACUGAUGGAUAUGGAAAUAGCUGAUUAUGAAAGGCUAGUAAAAGAGCUUAAUCAGAAGAUUACUGAUAAAGACACCAGAAUAGAAGAUCUUGAGCAAGAGACGGGGAUUCAGAAACAGAAGCAAGAGACCCUGCAGGAAGAAAUAAAGUCACUUCAGUCAACUAUGCAACAGGAUGAGGAAAGAAACGCCAAGAUAAAACAACUCCUGGUGAAAACCAAAAAAGAACUGGCUGAUUCAAAACAAGCUGAAAAUGACCAUCUGAUGUUGCAGGCAUCAUUAAAAGGUGAACUGGAAGCCAGUCAGCAACAAGUGGAAGCUUAUAAGAUUCAAGUGGCUGUACUAACAUCAGAAAAGCAUAAAGUUCAGGAGCACCUGCGGACUUCUUCAGAGCAACACCAGCGAACGUUGAGUGCUUACCAGCAAAAAAUUGCAACCUUGCAAGAAGAGUGCAGAGCAGCCCAGGCUGAACAAGCAUCUGUUACAUCUGAAUUUGAGAGCUACAAAGUCCGUGUUCAUAAUGUCCUAAAACAGCAAAAGAAUAAAUCUGCUUCUCAGACAGAAUCUGAGGGAGCCAAGCAAGAAAGAGAACAGUUGGAAAUGGUGAUAGAGCAACUUAAAGUUAAGCUGCAAGAUGCUCAACAUAAUUCACAGAUGAAUGCAUCUGAGCUCCAGGCAUUGCAGUCUGACCAUGACACACUGCUGGAAAGACACAAUAAGAUGCUGCAAGAGACUGUUGCAAAAGAGGCAGAACUCCGUGAAAAGCUCUGCACAAUACAGUCUGAGAACAUGGUCAUGAAAACAGAGCAUGCCCAGACAUUGAGUCAGCUGACAGCCCAGAACGAAGCUCUCCGGAACAAUUUCAGAGAUCAAGUCAGGAACCUGCAAGAAGAGCACAGGAAGACAGUAGAGACACUUCAGCAGCAACUGUCCAGAGUAGAAGCUCAGCUCUUCCAUCUCAAGAGUGAGCCAAGCACUAGAGGUCCAGCUGUUUCAAAUCCAGCAACAAAGAACUUACGAGAACGGCGAAACACUGACCUUCCCGUUCUUGAUGUGCACACGGUAGCUAGGGAAGAGGGAGAAGGUAUGGAAACAACAGACACAGAGUCUGUCUCUUCAGCCAGUGCCCAUGUACCAUCUUUGGAACAACUUCUGAACUCCCCAGAAGCAAAAUUUGAACCAUCUCAGGGGCAAACAGAACUCAGCAAGGAUGAACUAAUUCAGAAACUAAAUACAACAGCAAAAAGUGCUGAUCACUUGAAUGAAUUACUUCGUGAAUCAGAAGCAACCAAUGCAAUCCUAAUGGAACAAAUAAAGCUUCUUAAGAACGAAAUAAGAAGAUUGGAAAGAAAUCAAGAGAGAGAGAAGUCUGUGGCUAAUCUAGAAUACCUGAAGAAUGUUCUAUUGCAGUUCAUAUUUCUAAAAUCCGGAAGUGAGAAAGAAAGGCUUCUCCCAGUAAUAGACACCAUGUUGCAGCUCAGCCCUGAAGAGAAGGGGAAGCUAGUUGCAAUUGCCCAAGGUGAGGAAGAGAGUACCUCACGGCCCUCUGGGUGGGCUUCAUACCUUCACAGCUGGUCAGGACUUCGAUGAGACAGUGGAAACGCUGAAUCUUUAAACACAUUCCACAGCUGGAAAAAAAAAAAGUAGAAGAACAAUCUGAUGGUGUUGUACCAUUGAACUAGAGGUUUUUAUUUCUGUGUGUUAUUUUCAGCUUUUUAGGCUCUUCUAAGAAAGAAGCCGUAGUAGCUCCAAAAGACUGUCCUGUGUUAAUGCUUUGAGAGCAGUGAACUUACUCCUCUUGUACAUGAUAAAGCUGAUGAUCAGAAGUAUAAUAUGAAUUGACAAAUUAAUUGCAAAUUGUUUGGAAGCAGAAUUUGAUGAACCUGUGACAGAUCUUUUGUUUAUUUAUAUGAAAACUUGAUCUGGUAUAGUAACUGGAAUAACUACACUUUAUAGACGUCAAGCAUUUUGAAAAGUUUACAGUUUCUUUCACAUAUUUUUGUCAGCUUACUAAUUUAUAUAGUUAGUGCUGUUCUCUGCACAUUGAAGAAAUCAAAAUUGAAUUAUUUCCUCUCUGGUGAUGCUUACAAAAUAUAAGAUCAUUAAGAGACAGAAAUGGCAUUUUCUUCUUUGAUUUGACUGAAUUUUUCAUCUUUUGUUUCCAAAAGCUGGAUUGAAAAUAUGAAGGCAGUGGUCCACAAAAUGUAGAGGGGGGCCUAAAACUAUAUGAAGUAUAAUGCUUGGUACAUCUGGGGCAUGAUACUGUAGUAGAGAUUAAUGGCAUCUUUGGAAGUCAAGGGAUAGUACUCCAAGAAUAGGAGGUCCUACAUCAGCUGUAGCUUUGGGAGAAAGGGCUUGAGCUAUGGUGUUUUACCCUGAGGUUGGGAGUUUGUGUUCAAGACUAGGAAGAAAUGUUUCAAGUACUGUCGUGAUGCCUAUACUUUGAUGAAAAGACUACUUAUACUGACUUAAUUAUAUGGAAGACACCAAAGAAUCUGAGUCCAUAGGUCAGACUCCUGACAAUAACUUCUGAGGGAAAACGACAGAACUUUUGUCAGUAGAUACAUCUUUUAAAUGUUCUAAUGAAUGAAGAUGUUCUAUCCUUUUCUCACUUCCUUGCAUUUGCACAUAUCAUUUGCACAGAUCUCUGUUCCAGGUUAUUGAAUGUUUGGGGCUUUUUCCAAGAAAAAUACAUCUCUGCCAGAGAAUUACUUUUUCCGUUAUCAACACAACACCUUUUUUUCGCUUCAAGUCUUCUUUUGCCCCUUUCUAGCCUGUGUUGGCCUUGACCAUCUUAAUUUAUUUCUAAGUUAUUAAAAUAUGUAAGUUUUUAAACCUUGGUUACCUUCCAACAAGAGUCCUUCUAUCUUUUUCAUUCUUAUUUUCUUCCUCUCUGUGCUGUUUUACAGUGAAUCAUUCCCUGGUAUACAUGCCAAUAUGAAACAGUACUCUUUCUUGGCUAUCUUAGUUGAGCCCCUGAGGAAAUGAUGCUGAUUGUUUUAAUAUUACCUUAUUCAGGACUGAGAUUAAUCUGGACAUAAGAACAGCAGAAAGGCAGCACAGAUUGAGAAUAAACUGUUCAGUAACUGUGCUUUUGUUUUUCUUGCUGCUUGUAUAUAUAUCUCAGUACACAAUUAACAAAGCCAGCAGGCUUUACUUAGAUAUUUUAAUUCCUUUCCAGAACCUUAAGCACUUUUUCCCCCCCCCUCCAAAAUGUGAUCUAACUGGAAUAUUUAUGGUUUGUGCUACCAGGGAAAACACUCUCUGUGGAUCACAGAACCGAUAAAUGGUAGUGUGGGGAUGAGUCUUUUAGGCAUCUGUACUUUGGAAACGUAGAAAGCUAACAUGAAGCUACGUUUAGGUUUUCUUGCAUUUGCUUUGAAACGAUUACCAUAUCUUCAGCAUUCACAAUUUGCUCCCGGUCUCGGAUGUUGAAUUCUAUCUCUGUAUUCACAGCUGGAUUUGCUUAGUGUCGCUCAAAAGAAUGCCAAAACAGAAACAGAAGAGAUUUCAAAUAUGCAUAAAAAUAAGGGCAAGUCAUUCUCCUGCUGUGAUUUUUAACAAUGGAAGCACAUGAGUGGAAGGGUACGACUUUGUCUUAGUUCAAACUUGGUUUGCAGCUGACCUGAUUUAGUUUCUUCUGCAUGAUGUCUGCUCCGCUGUCUCUGAAGGUUCCUUUUAAAAUGCACAUAUUUCAGAACUGUCAAUUAUUUAACAUUGUAAGCUGUGAAUAAAUAUAUGCAAGUAACAUAUAUCACUGGCUGUAUUAAAUACCAGUUGCUUGCUGACUGACUUCAGGUUUGAGUUGCAUGUUCACCGUUUUUCGUAAAACUCAAGUGUUGUACUUAUGAAUGUAGUGGUCACCCCUUGCAUUACUAUAUAUAUAUAUAUUUUUACAAUGGAAGAUGAAGAUCUUAAUUAAUGUAAAGAUAUUUUAAUAACUGCUACUAAGCUGUGUUCUGUUGCUGAGAUUGCCAGGACUUACCUUUGUGGCAAUAAACUGUAAGCAAACAUAUAAAAGUUUAAUAUGCACUUGCAGUAAAUGCAUAGAAGAAUGUGGACUGGAAGCAGUAUUACUUUGCAUAGAAAACUUUUUAUAUGUCAUAUAUUUGCAUUUGUAAUGUACAGCAUUGUAGCUGUGAUUUGCUUUCAAAAAGCAAUUUAAAAUUGUAACUGGUAGUGCUGCUUCUUGAUAUCCUGUGGUACUCUUUUUUGGAAGAGCACAGUGCUGACUUUGCUUUCUGGUUCUUUUAUUUGAUUAUUUCUUUACAGUUGCAAAAAUUUUGUUAGGAUGUUUCCCAGAAAAUAUAACCCCUGCCCAAAGAGUUUACAAGCUUAGGACCAAAUUUUACUCUUCUGUCAGUCUUUCAGCUGAAGCCUAAGGAGGGCAUCAUUAAAAAAGAGGAAAAAAAAACAACCAAAAAACUCUCCAGUCACUAUUCAGGGUAUGUAUUAAUUAAAAGCAAAAAAAUUGGAGUAAUUUUAAGUUCGUAGGCCUGUGUGUGCACUGUACCUGCAUUUGUAACUACCUGUACUGGCCAUACUGGGAACAAGUCAUGUGCCACCCGUCUUCCCUUCGCCCUGAAGAGACCCAUCUGUACAAGCCAAAUGUGCUCCAUUUGAAAGAGAGAAAGGCCAGAGCUUGUCAGACUGUAGUGUAGGUAGGUGUGGCCAGUUGGAUCUGGAGAUCAGGAUAUGCAAAAGGAGCCUGUGUUAGAAGUCAUACAUGGGAGAGUAGAGUUGCUUUUUACUUUUGUGACCCCCCCCUUGCCGAAAGCAUAAUUGAGAGAAUACCUUGUUAGAUUAUUUUCUAAAUUUAAAUCUUCCUUUGGCUAUUGCCCUCCAUCCUUUAGAUUUGAUAAAAGACAAAAUAUCCCAGAAUUGUGGGGGAAUAUUUGAAAACUCCUUAGUUUGUACUAAGUGGCUUUAAAAGCAGCUUAAUCACCGGUGCUUCAUUUGGCAUAUGCCUUGGCUUCACCCAGUGCACCAGGACUUCCCUGCUAGUUCUACUAUUACUGGUACUGUGAAAAUAUCUGUUAGGAGCCUUGCAAAUAGCAGUUACUCCCCACAAGCUGAGAAACCAAAUGUAUGAAGAGGUAAAAAUGAUUUGUUAUAGUAAUUUCAGAAUUGUUAGUCUGAAUAGAGAAGUGUUAUGGUUGGAAAUACGUCUUUGGCCUUUUCCUGUGGCCAUCACUUCAAUAAAAUUUGCCUUUAUCCAGCA